GUGGGAAAGAGGAAGGGUGAGAAGCAGGAAGAGGAGAGUCACAGAGUGACCGUAGAGGACAAGGUUUCUCUAUUCCAGAUACUUCUAGGAGUGAAGACUGGUGGCUAGCGGGGAGACUCCAGCUCCGGCAGCCAGUUGGGCAGCGGCAGAGUAAAAUGGACAGUGAGAAACAGACGUUCCAGCCACCUCUCCGCCGCGCAGAGGUCCCGGAGCUGUUCUCUGGAGAACUCCUUUCCCAGCUGGAGUCUCUGAGUCUGCUGGACCAAGGGAGCCAGGGAGCGCCUAGGAGCUGCUCCUCGGAGAUCCCCUCGCCAGAGCAGCAUGGAUGUGCUCAGCCCUGGAUCGGGCAACAACACCACCUUGUCCGAGGGUCCCUUAGGGACACGCGGCAACGCUACUGUCAUCUCCGACGUGACCUUCAGCUACCAAGUGGUCACCUCUCUGCUGCUGGGCACUCUCAUUUUCUGCGCGGUGCUGGGCAAUGCGUGCGUGGUGGCCGCCAUCGCCCUGGAGCGCUCCCUGCAAAAUGUGGCCAACUAUCUCAUCGGCUCGCUGGCUGUCACCGAUCUCAUGGUGUCGGUGCUAGUGCUGCCCAUGGCUGCGCUGUACCAGGUGCUCAACAAAUGGACACUGGGACAGGUCACCUGUGACCUAUUCAUUGCCCUCGACGUGCUGUGUUGCACCUCGUCCAUCCUGCACCUGUGCGCCAUUGCGCUGGACAGGUACUGGGCCAUCACGGACCCCAUCGACUACGUGAACAAGAGGACGCCCCGGCGCGCCGCUGCGCUCAUCUCGCUCACUUGGCUCAUUGGCUUCCUUAUCUCCAUCCCGCCCAUGCUGGGCUGGCGCACCCCCGAAGACCGCUCGGACCCCGACGCGUGCACGAUUAGCAAGGACCACGGCUACACUAUCUAUUCCACCUUUGGGGCUUUCUACAUCCCUUUGCUGCUAAUGUUGGUUCUCUACGGGCGCAUCUUCCGAGCUGCGCGCUUCCGCAUCCGCAAAACAGUCAAGAAGGUCGAGAAGAAGGGACCGGACACCCGCUUCGGUGUGUCGCCAGCUCCGCAGCCCAAGAAGAGCGUAAAUGGAGAGCCAGGGAGCAGAGAAUGGAGGCAAGGUGUGGAGAACAAGGCAGGGGGGGCUCUAUGCACCAACGGCGCGGUGAGACAGGGUGACGAUGGCGCCGCCCUGGAGGUGAUCGAAGUGCACCGGGUGGGCAACUCCAAAGAGCACCUGCCGCUGCCCAGGGAGACCAGUAGUAUCCCUUACGCCCCCACCUCCUUCGAGAAGAAGAAUGAGCGCAACGCAGAAGCCAAGCGCAAGAUGGCCCUGGCCCGAGAGAGGAAGACGGUGAAGACGCUGGGCAUCAUUAUGGGCACGUUCAUCCUCUGCUGGCUGCCCUUCUUCAUCGUUGCCCUAGUCCUGCCCUUCUGUGAGAGCAGCUGCCACAUGCCCACCCUGUUGGGCGCCAUAAUCAACUGGCUGGGCUACUCGAACUCCCUGCUCAACCCUGUCAUUUACGCCUAUUUCAACAAAGACUUCCAAAACGCAUUUAAGAAAAUCCUCAAGUGCAAGUUCUGCCGCCGAUGAUGGACAAGUAGUUGGCAAGUAGGGCCCGCCCCAUCCUCUCCGCCCUCUGGAAUCAACACCUCCGAUAGCCAGUUACUUUUCCUGACUUUCUUAGCUGCUGGGUCCGCCGCUUCCACACCUCAUCCCUUCUACUCCGCCCCCUAAUCCCCUGCGGGAGGGAGUGCGCUUUGAGCAAAGAGCCCCCAAAGGUGGUGCCGGAGGGCCUGGGAAACUACCUGGACCUGUGAGAAGCGACCCGGCUCACACUUCCGCCUCAGAAUCACUUUUGAUCCUUGCAGUCGCCUCCUCCCUCUUCGGCACCCCGCGUCUUCGCGGCGGAAGUUUAAGCCUCAGCCGUUCCAGGCAAAAAAUCUACACAGAAAAAUAAACUGCACACUCAGCCGCCGCGCCCACUAACGGCCCCCACCUAUUCGCCCCACUGCUAGAACUUGAAUUUAAGGUUCAGAAGUUUGCUUCACCUAUUCCCAAUCCUGCCCCGCGCUUCUACCCUAGAAGCUCACUUUUUUUUUCUCCAGUUUCAUCCUUAUUUUGAGCUUCCCUUUACACCCUCGCCAGUCCCUAUGCCUUGGUUUGCUUGUAGGGAAAGGCUGGAGGGUGUGUUGUUCCCAGUGCCUGUGGUGUCCCUGGGAAUCCCUGCUUCCCCGUGUAGACUCGCUGAAUAACUCCUUUGCGCACAGCCCCAUGCUCUGUUUUCUUGGAUUCCAAACAAGUGGCCAGAAGCUGUCUCUUAGAGUGGACUUGUAAGUACAAGCAAGGCUGGGCCAGUGGGGGAGAGCGAGGCGGGAGUGAGGAAGAUUUUAUCCGUGCUUGCCUUGGUGUCAGCACUCACCAAAGAAACUGACAAUCAGUGGGAAGGGAGAACGGACUUCGGUUUGUACAGGCUCUUGGCGAGUCUGCACGUUCUGGCAUCGCCCCUUACUGCUGGCAAUACCCGCCAGCCAAGGUGUGCGUGCUGCGGACGCCAGAGGCCUAAAGGUUCGCGCGCCUACACAGCCGGCUGCUGUCUGCUUUGCGCUUGGCGCGCCCGCGGGGAAGUAACCCCAACCAGAGCCAUUCCCCCGCCUACGUGGCGGGACGCGCACAAGCGCGGAUAAACAACAGGGUUUGAGAAAGCAGAGCGAGCUGGGUCAGGCGGGAGAAGAGACACCCGGGGUGGUGUUCUCUGGCUCUUAAGAGGAAGGGAACGUCAGUGCGCGCAGCCCAGGCUGUAGAUGACGCUCCCUGUGGAACCUGAAAGGGCAGUUUCAUCCCUAGGAUGAAGACUCUAUCCGCCUAACUCACUCCCUGUCCUGUUGGAUAGUAUAGUUCUGUUUAGCGCGUUCUAACGCUACUUGGGAUUUGUUCUGCAGGACGUCCAGGCCAUGUAGCUACUAAGACUUUGCUUUCCAAAUAGGAAUUCUGGGCUUCCAAUCAAAUGGGUCCCGGUAGAUUUAGUACUGUCAGUAACCUCACAGGCGGUUACUUUAAAUAAUGGGGCCCCGAAGACUAGUUAACUAGUUAGGGGUGCUCUCCCUUGGGGGUCCCUGAGAAUCUUAUACAGGGUUAUAUUCGCUCCUUGGCCUGAUGUGAGCCACAGGUCUAGGCCAAACCGGUUUUUUGUCAUUUGAAUAUGUAGAGCACUCCAGGCCUCCUCCCCAAGGGAAAUUACUUUUGGCCUUGCCAUUCCUGCUGAGAAACUAGUUAUAAUCUUUACUGCCCCCAGAAGGGAAGUUAUUUUGGUGCUCCGUUUGAAUGUAAAUUUCCAUCCACAGGACUGGGAUCAAGAGAUUUGUUAGUUAGAUGUAGCCUCUAAUUUUCUGAUGAAUAAUGGUUGUGUUUGCCGUAAUUGCACAAAGUUAUUGGUUUUUACUGCCCUCUCCCUUCAACUGUACCUCUUGAAUCAUUGCAUCUGCUCUUUUGAGAACAGUGUUGCAAAAGUUGCCAAUGGAAAGUUCACUUGUGUGUUAUAGGAUUAAGAAGGUGAAAAAGACAGUUCUAUCACUGAAGCCAUUUUAUUGUUUGUCAACUGAACAAAGCCUCCGUUUGGUAUCAUUUUCUCGAACUGAAACUGAGAGUGAACAUCAUAUGCCAUUAAGACAGAGAAAGUGUAAGAACUCUGGACAUUCAGUGGAUGGUUUGUUUAUGCGUAUGUAAUGAUGAUAAUGGGGCUAAGGUGGAAAAAAUAAAGUAGAUUUCUUCAGCCCAAAAAUUAUUCACUUGAAAAUUCAAUUUCUCUUUUUGCUCACAAUAAUUUCAGUAGAGCUGUAUGAAAAAAAUGCACUUUUCUGUAAGUCUUCCUUAAUUUUUGAACAAAUUAUAUAUAUAUAUAUAUAUAUACACAAUAAUUCAAGCUCAAAACCUUAUCUAAAUUAUGCCUUGGCUAGCAAGUAUUACAUUUAAAGUGUUGAAUCUUCCAUUUACUUGUGUCAUUGACAGCACUGUAUGACAAUAUUUUCUGGACAUUUAUUCUUCCAGCUUUGGAAGAAUUACAUGAAAAUGGGAAAGGAGCAUCCAAUUGGAGUAUAAUUGCCAAGGCCAUAGAGAAAUUUGGGGAAUAAGUGCAUAUCAGCAAACAGCCCCUGAUGCUUUUUCUUUCUUUUACUACUUGUAUUAAGAUAAAGUAUAUAUGCAUCAAAAUUGGCCUUCACUCUUCUCUGUGACAAUAAAAGACUUUAUUAAUGGUAAUGCUUCAAUAAACUGAUAUCAGUAACACAUGCAUCUUUAUUUUAA
Molecule: messenger RNA, 4299 nt
Organism: Suricata suricatta (meerkat)
Lineage: Eukaryota; Metazoa; Chordata; Mammalia; Carnivora; Herpestidae
Gene: HTR1A
Product: 5-hydroxytryptamine receptor 1A
Exons: 2
Coding region: 322-1590 (422 amino acids)
Biological process (GO): regulation of vasoconstriction; adenylate cyclase-activating adrenergic receptor signaling pathway; regulation of hormone secretion
Cellular component (GO): plasma membrane
Molecular function (GO): G protein-coupled serotonin receptor activity
Source: RefSeq, a predicted model, not a curated record